This is a messenger RNA of Owenia fusiformis, 2524 nucleotides long. NCBI's taxonomy places the organism in Eukaryota, Metazoa, Annelida, Polychaeta, Sabellida, Oweniidae. The record is from the annotation of a GenBank genome assembly.
AUGAUCUCAAGAUGGCGGAAGAAAAAAUUUGGAUGUUUAAAUAUUUCCUUUUAAUUUCCACCUAUAUUCUGGUAACUGCGACACAAGAUACAAACUACCUAGUCGGAGUGGGUAUAGGAGAUGUGACGGGUUCUGUAGCUGGAGUUAAUAUGAUGGGCUAUGCCAACCCUAGUCAGACAACGGAAGGUAUCCACACACGUUUAUUCAGCAGGGCAUUUAUUGUCGCAGAUAAACAGGCCAAAAAUAGAGUUGUGUUUGUCAGUGUUGAUUGUGGAAUGGUGUCUCGAACCAUGAAAAUGGGGGUCAUUAAAGCUCUGCAGACCAAGUUCAAUAACCUUAUGUACACAGAAGAGAAUGUCGUCAUGAGUGGCACACAUACGCAUUCUGGUCCUGCCGGCUUUCACCAGUAUGUUCUUUAUGAUGUCACUUCCCUCGGGUUUGUUGGCGAGACCUUGAAUGCUUUUAUAGAUGGUGUCACAAGAAGUAUUGAGAGGGCCCAUGCUAAUCUAAGACCAGGAAAUCUCCUCAUAAACGAAGGAGAACUAGUGGGCUCUAACAUCAAUAGAAGUCCUACAGCAUAUGCCAAUAACCCUGCAGAAGAGCGUGCAAAGUACAAAUACAACACAGAUACAAAUAUGACGAUGAUGACAUUUGUGGAUGCAAGUGGAAAGGCACUUGGGCUUUACAAUUGGUUUCCUGUACAUGCUACCAGUAUGAACAACACCAACCAUCUGAUCAGUGGAGACAAUAAAGGAUACGCCUCUCAGCUAUUUGAGAAAGACAUGAACCCUGGUAGCCGGCCUGGCAAGGGCCCAUUUGUUGCAGCCUUUGGCCAAGCCAAUGAGGGUGAUGUAUCACCAAACACCAAAGGACCACACUGUCAAAACACAGGGGAGGUCUGUGAUAUUGCUCACAGCACAUGUGGAGGAAAGAGUGAGUUGUGCUACUCAGCAGGUCCAGGGAAAGAUAUGUUUGAUAGCACAAAGAUCAUUGGCCACAACCAGUAUGCAAAAGCUAAGGAGUUAUUUAAUGCCCCAUCUAGAGUGCUACCUGCAGGACCAGUAGACUUCCGUCAUCAGUUUGUUGACUUCAGCAAAGUUGUCGUAAAGUUGAAUGCUACAACAAAGGUGAAGACGUGCCCACCCUCCAUGGGGUUCAGUUUUGCUGCAGGGACCACUGAUGGACCAGGAGCAUUUGACUUCACUCAAGGGGACACAAAGGGCAAUGCAUUCUGGAAGUUGAUAAGUGGUUUAGUACUGCACAAUCCCAGUGAUGAGCAAAAGGCAUGCCAACACCCUAAACCAAUCCUCAUAGAUACUGGAGAGAUCACUACACCCUAUGCAUGGCAGCCUGAUAUCUUAGAUCUGCAGAUUCUAAGAAUUGGAGACUUCAUCAUUGUAGCUGUUCCUGGAGAGUUCACCACUAUGUCAGGGAGGAGAUUAAAGGAUGCUGUUCGUAACACAUUGAUGGCAAAUGGGUUUCCAAGCACUACGAAGGUCGUCAUUUGUGGCCUGUCUAAUGUAUAUAGCAGUUAUAUUGCUACCUAUGAAGAAUAUCAAGUCCAGAGAUAUGAAGGUGCUUCUACACUAUAUGGACCUCACACAUUACAGGCCUACAUCCAGGAGUUCACCAAUAUGUCUGUUGCUAUGGCUAAGGGAGUGCGUGUGCCUCCUGGACCUACUCCUCCCAAUCUGCUGUCUAAACAACUGAGCUUCCUCCCUCCUGUUAUAAUGGAUGAGGCACCAUUCCUGAAGAGUUUUGGGGAUGUUUUAACAGAUGUUCAGCCAAAAUAUGCAAAGGGCUCAACAGUACAGGCAGAGUUUGUGACUGGACAUCCAAGAAACAAUCCAUUGCAAGAGGCCACCUUCCUGACUGUUGAGAAGAAAGAGGCAGAUGGAACUUGGAGUGUACAAUACACUGAUGCAGAUUGGGAUACAAAAUUUCAAUGGGUGCGAACGAACACAAUUCUUGGCCAUAGUAAAGCUGUGAUCACAUGGACUGUACCAACCAAUCAGGAGACUGGAACCUACCGUAUCCGUCAUUUUGGAUACUCCAAAAGUCUGACUGGGACUCUAACGCCAUUUAAAGGUGCAAGCUCAGAAUUUGAAAUCGAGGAAGGACCCCUUAGAUGGACAAAUGAAAUGAAUAGAGCCUCUGAAAGAUUCAAUGAAUUGAAUUCCCUUGAUGCGUCACUCAGGACAGUAUAAUUCCCAACAUAAGCUCAACUCUACAAUAAGGAGACCCCUUGUGUAAUAUUUCAAAUGAAUACAAAAGUGAGGUCUUCUUUAUUUCCAAUGCAAUAUACUCAAGUGAGAGAAUGCUUGAAAUGUAAUCUGUCAAGAAUAUAUUUUCAUGUACUGUAUUUGUGAUAUAAACUCAAAAAAAUGUGCCAAAACUAAAUAUAUUUUAUAUUUAUAUAAUAUUUACAAAUCGUUACCAUAAAACACGGAUAUUUUGAUUUUUGUAUUUAAUUUAAUUUUGUAUGAUUAAAAUUUCCUCAAAAUAGAGAGGCACCUAUACUCGU